Messenger RNA from Amoebophrya sp. A120, 12347 nucleotides. NCBI's taxonomy places the organism in Eukaryota, Dinophyceae, Syndiniales, Amoebophryaceae. The record is from the annotation of a GenBank genome assembly.
GUCGUUGUCAUACAUAGCCGACCUCGUUUAUUCCACCGCGUCUCCUGUACGACUUUGCUAUUUGGGUUGUUUAAUCUUGAUUGAUAUGUGAUUAUUGUGCCUCAUCUUCGGCUCGUAAGUUUGAAAUUUUUUUCCAACAAGAAUUUCCAACGAGAUGCAAGCCCCACCCAUAAUGAUGCAGCCUCCGCCGAUGAUGCAACCGCCGGUCAUGUCUCUGUCUCUCCCCGCAAGCAUAACCUCUCCGAACGCGAUGCCCCAACUGCCACCGGCCAGCACCCCUCCGCCGGUGAAUCUGAUGCAGAUGCAGGCUCCGAAACCGUUGCAGGUGCAAAUCCAGACGCCAGCCUCUAUGGUCUCCGGCGUAAACUCCCUGCUGAACGGGCCGCCUGGCGGAAACAUUAGCGGGGCUGCGAGCGCGGUCGGUGGGGCGUCGUUUCUCAGCGGAGCGCCGCCCGUUCCCAGGAACCAUUUCGCGGGAAUGGAUACGAGGCAAAAGAGGCCGAGCACGCCAUCGUCCGCACUGAACCAGUUUUCCAUGGCACCGCCACCGGGGAACAGUACUUCCGCGGGUAUGAGCAGCGGUGGUCAGCCAGUGCCGGUAAAAACACGCUGGUAGUCUUCGAUGUAAUGCGCGCUGGUGCGCCGCACUUUUUGCUUUCAAAUAUCAAGACAAUCUGCGUGGCAAGGUAGUUGGUCUUGGUGCAUGUAGAUUCUUCAUCCAUGCCAAACCCAAAAAUCCCUGUUCACGUGCAAUGAAAUACACUUAAAAGCUGAAAGAGAUCCGAUGCGCACUUCGUUCUGCAUCUGCACCAGACAUCAUGAAAUCGAAAAUAAAGUUGCAUGAAACACAAACCAAUUACAACAGAUAGCAACCGCCGCUGCAACGCAGCAACCCCGGAAGGUUUUGAAGAAUCUAGCCUACCAUUUGCGGGACCAAGCGCGGAUCAUUCAGUUGAACCACCCAGAGUCGCUGGACCAAUACAAAUCACUCGGGAUUCUCUUUGACCUCGUGGAUCUGUGCGACCAGGCCGCUGCGGUGUCAGACUCGCGUUUCGCAAAAGACGAAUUGCUAUGCUUUGCACAUAUUUCGUCCUUAUCGCCCUGGGUCUGGUAGGAUAAAGAACUCGUUAUAGUACUGAAUUGCGCAACGAGAGUCAGACUCCUGGAAUGCUUGACACGUUUUUUCUUGAGCGUUUUCUCAAUAAGCGAAUGCGUAAGCGAGAGUAUGUAUGUGAUGCGCAUUUUUUGCAUGACAAAAAUGAACAAAGUGGCGGCCUUGAUGUCCUCGGUCAUGCAUAUAGAAAUUCAAUUUUAUAUACAGGACAUCGUGCGGCACGUGGCUGAAUGUGAAUUCUUGUUAUUCAGGAUACGCAAUACAAGUUGCACUCCUCUAGACCCAGAUUCACGAAGAUGAUGCUUUCAUCGGAUAACUACAGACGCUUUUCUGGCGCGCAGUCGACCUGUUGAAGCAAUGUCCCGUAUAUGAAUUGAUUCAUUGAAAAGCUGCAUUUAACAAAACAUCACCAGGACAACUUGUUCUUCCUUGAAAAAGAAAAAGCGCACUGCUAAGAAUGAAGGAACUCAAAGUUUUUGUUGCAUCAGAUCACCUUUGUUGCAUCAGGUCGCCGGCUAAUUGCCUACUUACCAAUCGUGCAGAGAGACGUUUAGGUUAUCCUUAUCCCCACAGGAAAAUACAAUCCUAAUCCAGGUUGACGGGCUUUCCCCCUUCCGAUCCUACGGUCUACGGCUGGAACACACCAUCCAGGCCAUGUGGGCGGCGUAUGCGCAAUAUGACAGUGCACAACUCGUCCCCCUCGCCCUCAUUUGAAGGGCAUAAGGAGCAACACAAGUCCUGGCAUGAAUGCAGCUUUUGCAUGAAAAAUUCGCGACCGAUUCUAGUGCUGUUUAGGGUUCCGAAAUCUUUCACGCAAGUAGUGGCGCCAAAGGGGAAAGAAUGGAUUUCUUUGGUAUUUUGCAUGACAAAUGAGAGGGUGGGGGAGUUGUGCACUGUCAUACGCAAAGGCCGCCGGUCAAGGAUGUUCCGGCUGCGUUCGAAGUGCCCGAGAUCCGUCUGUUGCCAGUGGGGUCGCAGGUAUAGCGGACGAGCAGUGGCUUGAAUUGGAUACACACGUUUUUGACGCAUAGAAGUAGCCACGUUGUGAACGAAAAAAGGAUAAUGAAAUUUCCAUGCGCAUGCGUAUAAUAGGUGAAACAAAAGAAACACCACGAUCACGAUCAUCACAAAUAUUUCCAAGGUCGAGUACUACUCGAACACCUACCGAAGAUGGAUGGAAGCAACUGUGCUACUAUGCACGGAGAAUAAAGACGGCUUCAUAAGCAGCUUCACUGUUUUUUUUCCGCAGUGCUGGUGGAACCAGCAUCAUGUCUGCUGUAGUUCGUUGUAUGACAGAGAUUAAAUAAAGCUGUGUUAGGCAUUGCUUCUUCUGACGACCGGGCGUAAUUCGAGCAUGUUGUGCGUGUGUGUGUGUGUGUCGCUGUCGCCGCUAGAAGAUGAAGACUCGACGAGGCUUCGCAAAAAAAUGUCACUAAGGUCAUCAUGAUCUGAAGUCUGCUUCUGACUGCAAUCUUGAGGCAUCGUUUCUUCUCUCCGAUAUCUUGGCCAUCUCCCAGAAGGUGAUUAUCAGCUCGACAUUCAAGCGCAUGCGAGGAAGGAGAAUGUGCGGGUACUUGUGCAGAUUUUUGCUAUAAAUCGAACAACGAGCAGGCUACACCUAUCGAAUUACUUUGCAUUUUUCCACCGAUUUGAAUCAGUGAAAUUUGUUUUCUUCUUCUCGUGCCUGCGUAACAAGAACGGAGGAUGCAAACAAGAAAUAACAUCGAGGAACGGCUGAAAUAAAGCUCCUCCUGCAACGAACACAUUAUACUUUUCAAUUUCACGACGUUUAUAUAUACGCCUAAACCUCCACCAGGCUGUGAUCACCCGUUCUCGCGAGCACGCACAGAGUUCCUCCGACCUGCCCCAGCCUCCACGAACGCAGCAACAAGGUUUGUCGAACGACCUUAAUGGCGCUGCAGCACUAGUAGCGGCUGCGGGCGGGGUAUGAGAGUGCACAAAUCCCCCUCCCCCUCAUUUUUGUUGCAUGAGCAGCAAUAAAAACCCCAGCGCACAUUCAUUGAGCCUGCGCAUGAUAACUUCAUGCGCGUCAUCGUGUAGUACUGUUUAGGCUUCCUCCAGAAUCUGUCAUGCAAACGGUGCCACGAGGCAGCCCAGCGCUUGGAAUUGGAUAUGUAAUUUUGCAUCAGAAAUGAGGCAGAUGAGGGGGAGUUGUGCACUGUCACAUGGGGAGAUCGCUUCGACGCCGACCGGAGAGCAAGGGGCGACGUACCCCCCGGGGACCAUUGUGGAGUAUUGGUCCACGAUAUUCACAAAAAAAAGACCCAUCUUCCCCAUCCAAAGCAUCACAUGCAAAACGCGUUUCAAAUCCUUUGUCUGUCAUGCAAAAAAUGGAUGGGGAUGGAUCAUUUUUGGUGGAUACACGAGUCUCAACCAAUGGAUUCUCGCCGAGGUUUUGAAGUACAACCUGCACAACAAGACGUACCAGCUGGACUGCAAAAACAACGCGCCGAGGGAUCGGAUCAGACGUAUGCCACCAAUUUCAUCUAGAAACUCAUAUUAUAUACGGUUUGCAGACCGCCACGUAACAGUUUCUGAUCCUGAGCUUGUAAAAAUAUUAUUUUCACUGCCAGGUCCUUGUAGUAUAAUCGAAAUCAGCGAUUGGCAGCAGUUCACCAGAAAUCGUUCUUCUCAACAUCAGUAGACCACUGUGUGUUUCACAGUACUUACAACAUACAACGAACAACCCAGCCCAUGCCCGCUCUCCCCGUGACGUCCGCCCGCUCACAGAGCACACCCGGCCGGUCUUACAGAAGUGCAACGACCACGACGGCGCGUCUUCGCAGGUCAGUAGCGCAGCCGGUGGAGGACCUCUCGCCUCGUCCAAGGAGAAUCACUAUAGCAACAAGAGCAGAUCGCAGUCCAGGGGGGCGAGCAAGGACCUGGCGGGAAGCCGGCAGUUCGCGGGAUCCCCGCCCAUGAGCCUGCAAGAAGCACCGACCCCGGGAACGAAGGAAACCCGGGAAAAAGAAUUGAGCGCCAGUACUGUGUGCGUGUGUGUGGAUCAUAUUUUUGCAUUGUUAUCGACUUGCUUCAAAACUUCUCUAUUUUUUCAUGCUAGUACCCAAGUAGAACUCACUGCAAGUGCAAACGAUAGCGAGCACUGCGUAUUUUUGAAAAUAAAGAUAGAGUCGCUAUUAACAUCGACAUGAAAAAAAAUCGACUCAAAACAGUGGAGCCGCCGGAGGAUCCAGAAGCGAAACUGGUGGUAAAAACGCAUCACGACGUAUCCGUCGCAAAGACGUACCCGACCAGUACUUUUCAGGCGGAUCUGGGAUCUUCAGUUGUUUUGCCUGUGUCGUGUUUGAGCACUUGUCAUGCUUGAAGUUGAACAUAAGUAAAUGGAUGUGUGAUGCGGCUGAGCUAGCUGAUCUUGACACCACUGCCGCUGCGCUCUCAAGUUUGUAAUGCAUCACUCGCAAAGAUAAAGUUGUGCAUGUUGUGUUGCUUUGUUUGUGUACCAGCGGAGUUGCUCUUAUUUCGCUCUAUUUGAGUCUGGGGUGGGUACGGCUCUAGUACCUGGGAUAAGGUAUGAAAACCGGGAAGAUAGUACAAACCGAAAUUGAUCCAGAGGGCGGACCUAUCCACAAAAAAAAAAACAUUCCCAUCCAAUUUGUCAUUACAAAAUAUCAUGCGUAAACUCCAGUAUUUGUCACGCAAAAUAAAAUGGAUAGGGACGGUUCUUUUUUUGUGGAUAGGACAAACGAAAUUCAUCUACGACUACUCCGAUACGGCUAACGCCUCUGCGAAGCCGGCAAUGCGAAGAUCUGCUGUGAUGCGGGAGCAGACUGCCGAUUUCAUCCGUACACCAACACUCAAAUUUUGAUUUUGGCACUUGGGUUCUUGGAAUGAAACAAGAGAAAAACGUAUCUUAGGUGUGGAGUAACUCUAUCCCAGCUCUUUCGUUGUUUUCCAUGCUCCUGUACUAGAAGGAUAGAGCAGAACACGCAAGAACAAUGGCUGUAGAACAUCGAAUUGAAUUUUAUUGUUCAACGGUUCGUGUACGUGUUCGAUAUUUAUAUCCCAGGCAACAGCGGCAAGCACCGCGGCCCGCCCCAACUGACCGUGCACGUGAUGACAAACCCUGCGGACCAAGCUGGUGGUAAUUACGCGACCAACUUCCCGCCCACAGGUUCCUCGGACCCGGCCGCGCACCAGCAUGCCAUGAAUAGUCGGUACAUGUCGAAGGUGGACAAGUUAAAGCAGCAAUCCGAAGACACCCGAAAUUACACCAUGAAGAAAGUGGACCAGCUGACUCGCAAGGCACAGCAGCUUGUCGAGAGAUUCGAAAACGACGAAAUGAACCUCGAUUUGAAACAGUACGACAUCCCUAAGUUGUAUGCCGAGAAAGCAAAAUUGUUUCAGUGUAUAUGUCGUGCGUAGCAGUUAUAUCAAUUUACAUGAUCAAGCAAGAGGGUUGCACACUCCGACAUCGGGCUGGCUGCCCGAUGUCGACCAGCUUCCGCUGGUUCUCUGUCCUCUAUCUAGAAUCUCCGCCUCGUCCGGGCUUGCCUGGACUCGGCGUUUUUUCAGCUCUUCGGUUCUCGGAGAGUGGAUAGUUUACGGAGGAGUGUCUCGAUGAGAAAGCGAGGCGUACUUGUACGCUUCAGGCCUUCGCUCUGGUUCUGCUUCGCAGUUCCGCCUUGUCGUUUCCGGCAUUGCCGAUCCUUAGCGUGGAUCAUUGCGAUGUACGACAAGGAAAGAGCUCCGGUGGUUCCGUCGCCAUUGACCUGCUCAAGCCAUGAGCAGGACAUAGUAGACGGCGUGCACACUGCCGCGCGCAUGUAGCCCGGCCCAGCCGGGCGCUGGGAUAUCCUUCUGACCGGGGAGGAUGUCUUGGUGGGAAGAUGGCCGAUGCGCGGCUCUUACAGAGCAAAGAGUUCGCGUGCUUCGGCUGUUUUCCAGGCUAUCUUCUGGUGGUGGUUUGAAGAAGUCGAUGACGGCUCGCGGUUCUCGCGAGUCCCACUGCUCGGGGAGUGGAGAGGUGCAGCCGCUGCGAUGCAGUGCCUGCGCCUCUUCACGCCGAAAAAGGCAUACGUCCGGCGGCAGCUUAGCCUAUGGCUGGCGCCGCUUUAUUCGGCAACGCGCAACGGUCAACAGCGCAGCUGAUUACAGCUGUGGCCUGCCGCUCUGUGUGUCGCGGGCGGUUCGUGUUUUUGCGCUUAGCAUCGUAAGGCGCAAUGUUGCACAAGAUGUUAAGACGGACGCGGGCCGCUCGCCUGUCAUUGAUGAAGCCGUGCGAGCAGGGGCGCCGUGUUUCACUUUGACAGGAAUUCCUUACUGAAGAGCCUCACCGAAGGCCAAGGCUACUGGUAUCCUAGGGCGAUGCUCGCGAGGUCAGUGACGUUGUCACUGGCCAGGGCCAGAAUAACACACUACACGCACACACAGCAUCAAGCUAACGCUGACAAACACCCACGAAGGGGCACCCCGCGCCCGCAUACCCCCCCUCGCCGAUGGCAGGGGGGCGCCCGAUGGGCUGACUAUUUUCACACGAAUUUACUACGCGACUUGUUGUAGUUGCACAGACGCCGGCACAGCCGAUGGCUGUGCCGGUGAGAUGAAGGCUUCGUUCUCCCCGCCACACCUCCCAGCACCUGGACGCGCAACUCCACAGGCACAGCCCCGCAGGCGCGGCGGUUAUGUUGUUGAGUCGCAUGGCUAGGUCGCAUGUAUUCGUUGGUGUGCACCACAUGCGACGUCGAUGAUGUCGCCUGCGGGUGCUGGGUUGGGGUUGGGCGUCCACGACAUUGCUGCUGCAUCUCUUCGGGGUUUGCAAAUGCCGUGUCGUAGCCAUUGCGCCGGCGCUUGGCUCUUUCCACGAUGUGGAUGUCGCUGAGUCGCUUGUGCUUUGGUAUCAGGGGUGCUGACUUGGAAGGAGAGCUGAGCGCGUUAGCCUAUCGGCGUCGUUGCUCCGUCCUUCGCCCCUCGACGUCGGUCCGCCGGCGUUGAUUGCCUGUAGGUGAUUAGCGCAGUCGAGGGGUUCAGUGGUUGGUGUGGGGGCGAGGAGCUGUGGUGCAGUUUUAGCAGGUCCUUCUCCUGUGUCGGAUUUCUCUGCUGUUCCACGAGCCAGAGAAGUUUGAUUCAUCCAGCGUACCUAGGGACGCUUAUUUUGCCUUUUUACAUCUGGAGCGCCGAUCCUGGUGUCUCAGACAGGUCGCAGCGCGAUGUGCUGCGUCCGCUAGAUCACGACAUACCCGCGGGAACUUCCCGGAACUUAGUCACGAUUGGGAGCAAGACCCCGCAGCGCCGCCCGGGUUCCGGGCUCCACCGCGGGGCCCUACCCCGGCGCGUUUCCCACGUGCUCGCUACCUAGCUACAACACAGCCCCGCGCGCCUGGAUCUCUGCACCGACAGAGCCAGGCUGCCCCGUUGAGUCACAUUUGGGGAAGAUGUUCGGCGGGCCAUGUCGUGUUCCACGGCUUGGCCCACCUUCACGUCCGGGGCGUGGCUCUGUGGGGUUUGAGAGCUUGGCUUGCGCGGCUUGCUACUUGUAGCUUGCUGUGCCGGCCGGGUUCUCUUCUUGCUCGCCAGUGUGACCGUCGCAGGGCGUCCCGCGACGAGGACUGCAGCGCGCGUCAGCACUGCCUUCGAUUAUCAUAGCUUCCGCGCGCUUUCGCUCGUUGGGUGAAUUGCGCUGGGAAUGUGAAUUUAUAUAUAUUUGUGAUGCAGGACGAGUCGUGUGAGUAGAGAGUGUGCAGCUACUACGCAGAGGUAUUUUUUUUUGGAUGAAGGGCCGACUUGUGCUGCAGAUCAUGGAAAAAAUCACCACAUUCAUUUCACACUGAAGCAUGUUUUUCCUACGACAAGAUGAGUACGAUCCAGCCGCACGGUGGUAAUAUUCCGGGCUUUGGGCCUCAGGGCGACAUCAACAUGCGAGCCUCAUCCAACAUGCGGCAGAGCAGUGGUGCUGCAGCGGGGAUGAAUAGUGUCCGGAUGAGCCAGAACCCGUUAUCCAGGAAAAAACACCCAUCGUCCCCAUCCUUUUUUUUGCAUUCCGACCACUGGAUUUUAGGCAUGUUUUGCAUGACGCAUUGGAUGUGGAUGGGUCUUUUUUGUGGAUGCCCGUACAUGCAAGAAUAUUUCGAGACACGAACCGAAGAGGGGGACAACUUGGAAGGAGAUAAGUACGGGGGUGUCAGGAGCGAAAUCGUCAAAGUUGAUUAUAGUUUGUCAUGCAUAAGUAAGAUGCAACGCACAAGCUGCCUCUGCUCUUGCAGAAGAUGCAAGGGAGGCAGAUUGUAGUGCUGGUAAGGGUCGAGAAGUGGGCUGCUGAUUAGCAUGACAGAGUGGAGCCCUUUUGCCCUAAACUAACAGCAUGACAGAAGAGACUUGCUUCACAGGCAAAGAAAAUUUAUUGUCAUGCGCCGGCUAUAAACUGUGGCCCCAACAACUGGUGCCGAUUUUAUGCAUAUACACAUUUUUUCUACUUUGUCGAUUUCGAUCCUGACACUUCCAUAAUGACGGGACCGCAGCGGGAUCGCCACCGCCGGGAGUGGGACAACAUCGUGGUGGCGGUGGUGGUGAGGACCGUCACUAUCAAAAAAUGAUGAACAACACUCCGGUGAUAACCUCCAGUUCGUCAUCCGCCAGAGCGGGCGCGGGAAACAAUCAGGUAUGCACUGCAAAAGUAACGUACUAGUAUCUAUAAAUUGCAUUACAAUAAAUUUAAAUUCUCGCAAGAAGAAAUUAGAAAAGUGGAAUUUGUAAAUACUGUUUUACCUUUGGACGAUUGUCAUGCAUAUUUGCAAUUAGUUCGAGUGCGAUACUUUUGCAAAGCAUAUCACGGAAACUACAACAAGCCCAGCAACGUAGUUGCAACCAAGCAGCCGCGCAAGAUGAGCGCGUACCCAGACAGCGAGAGCAGUGAGGUAUGAGAGUGCACAACUCGUAGCUCCACCCCUCCCCCUCAUUUGUAUAGCACGAGCAGCAAGAACAGAAGCAAUGCCACAAGUGUAGCUUUUGCAUAACAAGUCCGCUAAAUGGAAUGUAGCCCUGUUUGGGCGUCCAAAACUUGUCAUGCGCAGAGUGCCUCAAGGCAAGCUGCAGUAGAUUGAGAUUCAAAUGAGGGAGUAGAGGGGGAGUUGUGCACUGUCAUAUGAGGCCGAUGAGAAGUCCUCCUCCUUUAUUCCCUGAAAAUCAACCAUCCCUAUCCACUUUUUGCAUGAGAAAAGCCGACGCCGGCUCUACUCCAUGUAGAAGUUUUGCAUGGCCAAUGAUUGGAUGGGUAUGGUAAAGCUUCACCGAAUUAUAUCGUUCCACAGCCGCAGCAACAAUAAUAAUUCUCGGACCAACAACAAAGUGAACACCUCUUUUGCCUCGAACUCGACCCGGAACGCGAACUUGUCCCGGAUGCUGGACUCAGGGAGGAAGCCGAUAUGGGAUUCUCAAACAUUGCACUGUUUGCUGUUACAUGAAUCGUCAUGCAAAACUGCCAUCAGGAGCAUCCAAUUGCAAUUCCAAACGCUCAAGCUACUGCGCAUGACAAAUCUUCGAAGGGCGAAACAGCAUUGAAUUCUGUGUCGAGUUUGUAAUGCGAUGGGUGCACCACAAGCAAGUAGAUCUCCAACUGUUGCUAUUCUUGCGUCACAAAUUCAAACUCAUACUCAUGUAACAAGUGGCAUUAUGUAACGCUUGAUCUUGAGAACUCCAUAACCGAAGCCGGUGAAGUUGGUGAAUUACGGAGCGUACGCAUUGCAAUAUAAAAUACGUUGUAUCGUGCUACGUAUCUAUCUCUAAACUCUUCUAUCUAUUCCUAUGGGUUGUGCCAGAAAUCUCAUGGCAAAUACUUUAGUUCAGAAGAAAAAAGCCUUUUUCUCAUGUAGACGAAGGGAGCUCCCCUUCCUUCGUGCAAGACCGCAAUUCGUAAUUAUACAACGAGUGCGAUACAACUUUUGCACAGAAUAAUAGAGCGGACUCGGAUUCGGACUCCGACAAUAUGACCGCGGUGAACUCAGUUUUGAAUCGGAGGAAAUACCAACCCUGGAAACUACGGUCAUCGCCAUUGUAUGACGAGGAGGAUCGAGGUAUUGAGUUCUAAGUGGUAUAGACCACAGAUGUUGAAGAACGCUCUUUAUUCUCAUUUCUCUUUGUGGAUUUGCUGUACUCCUGCCUCACUAGCAAUGUUUUUUUUUUUCCUAGUAUCGCAAUGGCAAUCUUCACUCUGACUAUGUUGCUGCAGUUGCAGUUACAACAAGAGGUUUGCUUUUCAUCUAGAAGUGCAGGACGACAGCACAGCCUAAUAUUUUUUUGCUGCAAGAUUGGAAUGAACAACGAGUAGAGACACCGCACUUAUUCCUCAGGUAGUACCGAGCUCUCCUUUGGUGCAAAUAAGCGAUCCGGUGGUCGACCGAAGAAGAAGUGUGAGACUGCUUCGGUGCGGAAACGCACCAGCGAUAGCGACGAGAUGUUUUCGGAUGCCGACGACAGCUUAGCGGUCGGCACGCGGGGCCAAACCGCGUGGGAUUUUGUGUCUAUCCCCUCGAAAAACACGGACGCAGGUGAAUCAUCCUCAUCGCCCGACAAGAAUAAAGCGCCGAAUGAAAACGGGAAGAUGAUGAAAAACGCAAAUAAAGAGAAGGAGCAACAAGCGAUCGACGUUAAGAGCGAAAAGGGCGGUGCGUCGAGCGGUGGUGAAGUUGAGGAGGAAACGAGCCCCGCGCGGCGCGGCAGUACUUCUACAACCGCAGGUAAUAAACUGCGGACCCAGAAUCAGAAAAAGAAGGCCAAUUUUGCGACCAGAAACAACAACCGAUCCGCGCACGCGUUGGGGGGCGGUCGCAAGGCGUUGGAUGACAGCGACAGCUCACCGCCAAGCAGAGUCAUGAAAAAGACCUCCGCGCCUGCAGCGUAUAAUAGAUACUCGAAGCGCUUUUUGUUUUUUUUAUCUCUGAUGCGAUACAGCUUCAUCUUCUAUACAGUUUAUUUCUCAUCAUUUAGGUGCGUGGAGUUGUUGAGCAAGAAAUGCGAAGUAGAAGCGAGUGCAAUUAUGGAAGAUGUCCUUUUAAUUCAUGCAAAUUUCAUCACCGCAGCGCCUCUGGCACCUUCGUGAACCGCAAGAAGAACAGUUCGUACAAAAGGCGUGACUCCUCGGAGCAGGCGUCGCCUGCGAAAGGGCCCGGGCGCCGAGACUCGGACACGAGUGAGCCGGCCAAGUGGACGCCGUGGGGCGGGCAUUUUGGUUUGGGCAGGUUCGGCAGGAUUGACGACGAAGAUGAUGAUGAGUAGUAGAGAGGUUUUAUUUCUAUCAAAAAACCUGCUACUUACUACGCGGACAAUGAUAUCAAAAUCAAUACAGUAUUUUAUCAAAAGAAUAAUUGGCGAGGUUGAGGUGGUGCUGCAGGCUGGUACUAGUGGCACUGCAUGAAAAAAAUUUGAUGACCACGCUAAGAUACUAGAUAUAGACCACGUUAGUAGGUGACUUCGACUUGUUACCUUCCGUACGAAACAACGGAGUUAGUAUACUUUAUCGAAACUUCUCCAAAGCCGUGCCGCACCUUGCAUUUUGAUUUUAUUGAUGCACCACGGUAUAAUUAUUGAGAAUGUCAGUGCUCUCCUUGCUCGAGGUCGAUCGUCAGCCUGAGAAGGUGAAGGAGCAUGGUGCCUACUUUUGCACAUUAAUUAUGCGCAGAAUAUCUUUGUAGUGAACUUUGAAUGCCGCCGCUGUUUGGAAUUAUACGAACUUCGUACGCCCUUUUUUUCAAAAAAGCCAACCGACGCAUCAACGCGCACGUUAGUCUAGUACUUGUUGUCAAGCCGCUUUGAAUUCAAGGAUUUUCUGGGAAAAAAACACGCACUUGUGGCCUCGGCUCAAGAAAGAUAGGCCGAAGAUGAAAAACAAUAGUUUCACUCUUUUGGUUUUGAUGUGCCGAGAUUUUCACAUCACUGCAAAAUGUUCUCGGAUGUACAGGAUUGAAAUGAGAUAAAACGGUUGCUGAUUGAUGCGAAGCCUGCUGGUGCGUCAAGUAAGUUUAUUUCCUUAAAGAUAGAGAUGAAGUAGAGCUGGACUUUGUGCAAGAUUGGUCUAGAAAGAAAGUAGAUAGCAGCUUCUAUUUGGUACUUCAUCAUCAGAACUGCGAAAGAACAUGGCGGCCGCUGGGUGUGAGUACAACGGCUGCUCUUGUCCACAACUAGUGCGCGCCCUCCGGCUGCAAGUAAGCACCACAGUCGUCGUCUUCAUCAGCGUGCGUACGUGUUUGCGUUUGCUCGUCAU